AUGAGCUCGCUCUCGUCAUCGACAAGCUCCUCCGGGUCCGAUCAGUCGGCAGCGUAUACACUACUAGAGAAGCUCGGUACUGGCAGCUUUGGUACAGUAUGGAAGGCUGAAGACGAAAUUACCGAGAUCCAGGCUGAGAUCGCGCAUCUAUCGACCUGCUCAUCUGACCGAGUGACUCGUUACUUUGGCAGCUUCGUGAAAGGGUACCGUCUGUGGAUUGUGAUGGAGUAUCUUGCCGGAGGUAGCUGUCUGGAUCUGCCGGGGGUGUUCACCGAGAGCGAGAUUGCGAUUGUUUGCCGAGAGCUGCUGGUGGGCUUGACAUACCUGCACUCCGAGGGCAAAAUCCAUCGCGACAUCAAAGCCGCCAAUGUUCUGCUUGCAGACGAUGGAUCCGUCAAACUGGCACAACUGUCGUCCCACAAGUCCCAGCGGCAUACAUUCGUGGGCACACCGUUCUGGAUGGCCCCAGAGGUUAUCAGACAGACGGGCUAUGACGCGAGAGCAGACAUCUGGUCUCUUGGCAUCACAGCCAUUGAGAUGGCAAAGGGCGAACCACCGCUAUCUGAAAACCACCCAAUGAAGGUGCUGUUCCUCAUCCCCAAAGCCGACGCUCCGCGGCUGCAGACCCCGCCCUGGAGCACGGAUUUUUCCAGCUUCAUCGCAUGCUGCUUGCAAAAAGACGCCCAGAAGCGCGCUACUGCCAAGGCUUUGCUUCAACACCCGUUCAUCACGUCCGCGGGCUCCACGUCGGAACUGGGAGGGCUGAUACGGCGCUACGCAGCUUACCGCAAGGCCAACCUGAAGACAUCUGGCCCUGCCCCGGAUCAUGCCGGUACAAUCGCGGGGACAACAGGCGGCAUGGAGUGGGAUUUCGACGAGACUAUUCGCGGGACAGUCAAAGGCAUGCCAAUCCAUUUGGACUUGGAAGCGCUGGAUGCCAGUAUCGAUCAGGCAUCUGGGCCACAGCGAAUUCCGUCGUUCGGCGGCGGGGUGGCCGCAGGAACCGUCAGAAUGCCAACCCCGACAGAGGAUGCGGAGGCAAGUGGGACUGUCCGACCGCCCAGGCAUAAAGAGGCCAGCGCUCGACCAUCGGCCACUGGCAGCACGUCCUUCUGGGAUUUGGGCGAGCUGGAAGCUAGUGACGCACGCUGUGUCAGCUCUAUUCGCGAAGGGUUCAGCCAGUUGGCCAAACAGAAUCCGGCGCUCACCGCUCGCAUUGUUUCCCAUCUCAUGGGGGAGGUGAACAAGCCUGAUCUCCUCGCCACGGAAACCUCCUCGGACGACGACGACCUGAUCACGGAGCGAGGUCCCAUUGCCGACCUCCUCUAUCAACGAUGGUUUGACGGGCUCAAAGUGAAGGUCGCUGCGUGA
Messenger RNA from Trichosporon asahii var. asahii CBS 2479, 1371 nucleotides. RefSeq names its product cdc42p activated signal transducing ser/thr kinase of the PAK family, Cla4p. Gene Ontology annotation, molecular function: ATP binding; protein kinase activity. NCBI's taxonomy places the organism in Eukaryota, Fungi, Basidiomycota, Tremellomycetes, Trichosporonales, Trichosporonaceae. The record is from RefSeq and is a predicted model, not a curated record. Gene Ontology annotation, biological process: protein phosphorylation. Bases 1 to 1371 code for a protein of 456 amino acids. The transcript is spliced from 6 exons.